AUGCCCGGUCGCCAAAGAUUCAUCGAAGAACAGAAGUCUCAGGCCGAAAGCCGGACGCUGGAAAAGUUCCAAACACGCGAAUGGAAGGCCGGUGACAUCUAUGCGCCUCAUGACCUGAGUUCGGCCGAGAUGAGCAAGUGGAGGAGGCGCUCUAGCCCGUCGAGAGAUGCCUUUGAUGCCUUGAACUUGAACCCGUUGGAACUAUACAAGAACUUUGCGGUCAUGUCGGAAUGCAUGACGCCCAUGGGACGGAUCAAGCACCGAAAUACCACCGGACUGCGACCGGUGAACCAACGCAAGAUUGCCAAAGCGAUCCGACGAGCCAUCGGACUUGGCUUGAUGCCCAGUGUUCACCGACACCCCGAAAUCCUGGCCGCAGAAGCCAGAAUGAGGAUGAAUUAA
Molecule: messenger RNA, 402 nt
Organism: Aspergillus affinis
Lineage: Eukaryota; Fungi; Ascomycota; Eurotiomycetes; Eurotiales; Aspergillaceae
Product: mitochondrial 37S ribosomal protein bS18m
Exons: 2
Coding region: 1-402 (133 amino acids)
Biological process (GO): mitochondrial translation
Cellular component (GO): ribosome; mitochondrial small ribosomal subunit
Molecular function (GO): structural constituent of ribosome; small ribosomal subunit rRNA binding
Source: RefSeq, a predicted model, not a curated record